AUGGAGUUUUAUGUGUUAGUUUUAAAAACAGUUUUUAUUGUAAUCGCUGCUGAGCCCUCUUGGGAAAAGACACCUAGUGAUUAUGUUGCGGAGUACGGUGACUACUUUGAGGGUGAUAUGGUCUUAACAGAGGCGCAACGUAAAGAGAUUGAAGCUGCGAUAAUGUAUGACUAUGACAACGGAGACAAUACACCUAAAAACGGUUUGGUCGAUGCUGCUAAACUCUGGCCAAAUAAUAUUGUUGUGUAUGAUCUCUAUGAAAAUGAUUUCAGUAAAAAAACCAAUUUCGCUAAGUACACCAAUGACACUGUAACAAAUUUUGGAGUUCCAUAUGAUUAUAGCAGUUUGAUGCAUUACGAUGAGAAAGCAUUCUCCAAGAACGGACAAAAAACCAUAAUUCCAAAAAAGGAAGGUGCAAAGAUCGGUCAAAGAGAAGGUUUAUCUGAAGGAGAUAUCAUAAAGUUGAACAGAAUGUACAAGUGUACAAGAGAAGAAACGACUACGGCAAAAGCACCUAUAUUUAAUUGGGAUUUCUUGGAUAAGUUACCUAAACCCUAG
Messenger RNA from Arctia plantaginis, 558 nucleotides. The record is from the annotation of a GenBank genome assembly. NCBI's taxonomy places the organism in Eukaryota, Metazoa, Arthropoda, Insecta, Lepidoptera, Erebidae.